Messenger RNA from Lymnaea stagnalis (great pond snail), 9791 nucleotides. The record is from the annotation of a GenBank genome assembly. Lineage: Eukaryota; Metazoa; Mollusca; Gastropoda; Lymnaeidae.
CAAGACUACAAAAAGCACACUUUUUCCCCCCAUUUUUUUUACCACCUCAGAACUACAAAGUAUCGGCCAUGUAAACUACAUUUUUAAAACAAAUAUCUACCGAGACCUGGUCAUCUUGUCCAGAACAUCCAACCUGCCGUAGCAUCGCUCCCUCCUCCCCGUCAUUGAUGUUGAAUUGAGAAGAAGAAGGACUCUGGCCUCUGCUGACACAGGUUUGGUGAAAACAAGAAUGGCUUUAAAUUUGAAAGACUUAAGACCAUUCUAAAUAAACUUUUAAGUUUAAUAUAUGCCCGUCCCUCAUAUGAAUUAGGCAAACUAUUUUCUGUGGCCAUUUCUGCAAAGUCAGUAGAUCAUUUAUUGAUUGGGGAUAUUAAUAGGUUAACCAACGAAUUUGCUGUUUUUUUUUUUUUUAAAGCAUGUUCUUGUGAUUACAGUAUACCACUUUUUAAAAUAAUUAAUAAAAGUGAAGCUUCAUUUUCAAUUUGUUAUAGAUUCAUACGUUGACUCAUAAUUAAAAUCAUGAACCCCGUUUCCAACUUCAGUGAUGUCUUCAACAAAAUGGGAGAUGGUAGACUCGCAGUGUACUUAUAUGCAGAGCCGUCGAGUGAUUCUUGGAGGAAACCUGCCCCAUUCCUGUUUUUAGUCCCCUGUUUUCAAAGUUGAUAGUUGAUUUUUUUUACAAAUCACAUCUUUGGGCCCAUUAAAUUAUGUACUGAGGUUCACUACAGCUACAGGGUUUGCAGUGAGCAUAUGACAGCUCUGAUAUAUAUGAGCCCCGAUCAAGGCUGCUACUAUGGACAAUCAGGGCUGACGGCUAUCCUGCAUCUAUCCUAAGUGUUUUGGUAGAUUCAUUUUAAAAUCAGUUCUGCUGCAUGCCAAGUCAAAGAAAUAAUGUGUACACCAGGGGUCUCAAACACAAAUUAUCCGGGGGUCGCAGGAGGUGGAGUUUGAUUUAGACUGGGCCACAUUACGUUUUCCACAAAAAAGCGAUUACAAAUUCAAUAAAGUACAACUGUUACAAUCUCCUCAACCUUUAUUAAUAACAUAUAAAAACAUUAAAGGGUUCUCAAGAACUAGGCUUAAUUUGCUUCCUCCUAUUCCUUGUUGCCAGAGACCUGGCAGCGUUUCUUCUUACACAGCUUAACAACAUUUGGCUUGAGUGAGAAAGCAACUGAGUAUAACUAAAAGAUGUUCAUCAGCAAGAUUGGCCCUGAACUUUGACUUCUUAAAGUUCAUAGUGAAAAUGAGCUUUUCACACAGAUAAGUACUCCCAAAAAAGGCACAUGAUCUGCUUGAACAACUUGGAAAUUUCAAGGAAUGUGGAGGGCAAUCCUCUCAUAAAUUAUCCAUGGUUCUCUGUUUUUUUCCAUUCACCCCCAUGAGUUCAGAAUAUACUUAAGAAGCGCAAUUUGGAGGGGGUGGGCUCAUCUUCCACACUGAAGGAGAAAGCGUCAGCAAAAAUUUGAAAAGUGUCUGUGUGUUUUAAGUCUGCAAAUAUGUUAUCAAAUUCUUCCUGUAGCUUUGCAAUGGCAUCAGUAUACUUACUACUGAAUUCCCAUUGUAAGGGGAAUGAAUUUUUAUUUUUAUUUUUUUUAAAGAAAAGACCUUUUUGACAAACCUUAUCCAUUUUGAAAGUGACCAAGUUAACAGACUCAGAGUGUCCAUCACUGGAUGACGCUAGCGACAAUUUUAGUUGGGAUUCUUUGAAUACUACGAUUUACACAAUUAUGGUUGUGCCUUACCGACUGACUUUUUAAACUUUUCACAAAACCGCAAUUUGGCCGCCAUGUUCGUCUCAUAAAAUGUUAAAAAAUAAAAACGUUUAGUCUGAUUUUUAAAACGGAUUAUACCAUUAUAAUCAACGUCCAAAUCUAUAUACAAAUCAGAAUUAGAUUAGUCUGUAAAAUUCACAUUAUAGAUAUGAGAAUGGGGAAAACGCGAGGGCUGCAUUACUAUUAAACUUUGCUGUCAGGUAUUUGGCCGAAAAUAUCGUAUCGCUGGCCGCAAUUGGCCCGCGGGCCGCAAAUUUGAGACCACUGGUCUACACAUUUCCACGGCACGCUGUUUUCCGAUUGAGCCGUGAGUAUAGUGUCUUACAAGCUGUGUAAUAUGCGAUGAUGAAGAAAGGCUGCACUAAACUGAAGUAAUUCCCUUUUCUUGUCGCCGGACAUUCAAAAAAUAAAAUAAUCGACUUUACAGGAGCAGCCCCCUGUGCACGGAGACCAGAGUCCAGAGCUGCCGUCGACUCCAUGCAGGUGGCGACCACACUCUAUUCGAGAGGGUAUCGGCUUGGUCCACGAAUCGGAAAAGGCAGCUAUGCCAAAGUCAAGAUCGCUGAGAGAGUGGCAGACAGCAGGAUCUUGGCCGCGAAGGUUUGUGUAGCCACAAGACUUUUAGUGUGCAAUAACUAUAAGUAGGUAUCACUAGAUUUCGUUUUUUCCCGCUCUCUUUUACACACACAUGGCACGUACACACACGCCAAUAGAGCGAGUGAGUGGCUAGAAAGAGAGAGAGAGAGAGAGAGAGAGAGAGAGAGAGGGGGGAGAGGGAGAGAGAGAGAGAGAGAGAGAGAGAGAGAGAGAGAGAGAGAGAGAGGACAUCGAAAGAGAGAGAAGAGAGAGAUCACACACAUGGCGCGGACACACACGCAAAGAGAGAGAGAGAGAGGGGAGAAAGAGAGAGAGAGAGAGAGAGAGAGAGAGAGAGAGGGGGGAGAGGGAUAGAGAGAGAGAGAGAGAGAGAGAGAGAGAGAGAGAGAAAGAGAUAGGACAUCGAAUAAGUGAGAGUAGAGAGAAAGAAAAGGAGAGGGAGAGAAAGGAAGAGGAAAUGGAACGAGUGGGGGAGAUGAGAGAUAUUGACAUAUGGAUUAAGUCAUAAUGAGCUUUACGGAAAGGAUCAAACAUCAUAAUGAAACGUUGUGUGCCAAGAGCUCACUGGAAGCUAUACGUAAAUUACUUAAUGUUGUUCACGAAUUUUUGCCCAGCAACGUCACUAUGAGUUGGAGUUACCCAGUGUGGUAAACUCGUGGUGCCACCCACUCCAGACUUCCCCACGCCUGCUCUGGUGACAGCUUGCUCUGAUGACACCUGCUCUGGUGGCAACCUGAUCUAAUGCAACCUACUCUGGUGACACCCUCUUCUGAUGGUGCUCUUCUUUUACUGAACUUGGAUCUGUUACGAAACCGACUCGAGCGAGUACUGACAAAUUCGCAAAAGAAUGCUACCCGGUGCGAUCCGCUACCCACUCCCACCAGUGACGCUACUGUCCAUGCAGGGUUUUUUUCAGCUCUAUCUCCGGGGGGUGGGGGCAGUGCCCCCCGGGUAAAGCCAAGUGCCCCCCCCAAGCAAAAAUAUGUCCAACAAUAAAUCAACUGGAACUGCUGGCACUGCCCCCCCCCUCCCCUUUCCGAAAAAUCUGAAGUGCCCUCCCGGGGGAAAAUUUCUGAAAGAAACACUUUGUACAUGAUUCAUAGUUUUCGAAUAUAUUUUAACGCUUUCUGCGUUCACUCUAUAGUACAAACUUAUUAUAGCCUAGCGAACGGUCUUUACACAAUCCCCUCUUAAAUAAUCUAUCGGGUGCGUGAAGUUCGAUUGAACUUUGAAGAUCUCUAAAACAACCCUGAUAUUUGUUAACCAUGUCUAAAAGCAAUUUGUUUUCUCUUUUAGAUCAUAUGUCGACGUCGCGCUCCAAAGGAAUUUCUCGACAAAUUCAUGCCCAGAGAACUGUCCGUGAUCCUCUCAUUGAGUCACCCAAACGUAGCGAAAAUUUAUGAGGUAACCCUUGUUCAGUAUACAGAUAAAAUAGCUGUAAGAAAUCGCGUUGUCGUGUCCGUGUGAAAAUGAAACACAUUCGAAUAUAUAAUAUAUGAUAGGAUAACAUGAAAAGUAAACGGUUCUUUGUGGAUGAAGCUGAACAGAAGUGUUCAUGAAAAGGGAUCGGUUGGAAUAUUUCAAAAAGUCGUCGAUUCUUUUAAAAAUAACUUGUUAAUGGCGGUGUGCAAUAUGGGCUGCAUAGCUCACGUCUUUCUUGUAAUUAAAAAAAAACCAUUGAGCUUAUUUAUAAACUAAUUUAUUGCCAUUGAAUGCUAUUAAUCAGGGAUGGUCCAAUGCAGGUUUUGGUCCUGUUAACUGUGGCACCAGUUGGACAAACCGAUAUCUGCUAUAUUUUUACAUAGAAAUUUCGUUAUGAAACACUUUUUUAAAUUACAUUUUUAUUUUAUAAUUUAUAUUGGACCACUGUGUCUUAAUACUUGUUUACGUGCAUAUUAACAAAGAUUAAAAUACAUUAUUAUAUAUUUAAUGUUUUCGUCCCCCCAAAACCAUAGACUGGCUCCCUAAAAAAUAAUAAAAAUUUUGGCAAGCUGCUUCUAUUGACCCCACCCCCUUUUUUUUUCUCUCUCUCUGUUUUAUAACUUGUAACUCCUAAAUCCCGUUAAGCGGGAACCAAUACUUUAUAAUAUCAUUUAAAAUAUUUUCUUUUGUAAUCACUUUGACUUCAAAAGAUUAUUCACACCAAUGAAAUUGUUUGCAUUAUCAUGGAGUUUGCCGAACGAGGGGAUCUACUCGAUUACAUCAAGAGACGCGGGGCACUGAAUGAACGGUUGGCUGGUAAACUCUUUGCUCAAGUAAGUUUUAAAAGAUUUAAAACAAAAAUAAUUUUGUACUUGAUGAACAGAUCACAAAAUAGAAAUUCAGAGUCAUUAUAUCCUGAUGGUAGCAUUAAUUUUUAAGGUUAGUGUAGCUAAAACAACGAACGUCACUCUUGCCUUUGGGGCCAAGGAUCACCCGUUAAUUGAAGCUCGGCUGCCUUCAAAUGUGGCUGCAUUUUCUGAGGUGAAAAAAUAUGACGACUUCGGCAUGCUUCCAAUUCCAAGAGACGAUGGUUUAACCUCGCAUGGAAACUAUAGUGAAACCACGGAACCAAUACGAGUUUUUUUUUUAUGUAACGUCAACAGUUUCUUAAGCAGCACCCCCCUCCCCCACACACACACUUUUUUUUUUGAAGUUGUUGGUCUAAUAGCCGUGAAAAAGAGAGGGUUAAGGGGGUGACCAACAGACAGAGUCGGCCUUUAGGGGGUGCGACCUGUUCCCUCGCACAAGGCGCCGUGGCCAUAGGGGCGCCUGGGACGCCCAGUAAAUAUUCAAACUCCCUUAGUUUAUUAUAGUGAAGUGUGACCCUUGGGUCCGGGGGUCGAGAAACGGUAUUCUAACUUUUCGUAAAAUCCCUUUUCAUACAAUGAAAGUUGCAUUCAUGAUAACUAACACUCGGGUUGGGACCAACCGAAGGGGCAUGGAAAUAAAUUUAUUAAUACUGUAUUUCCUUGCCGUCUUACAAUUAUUUCAGCAGAAAGAAUAUGGGGAACAAAAAGCUUUCCGGGGCGCAUCAUCGCAAGCGCAAAGCAGAAAAAGUUCGCCGUAAUCGGAAAAAGAACGGAGCCAUACAGGGACAGGGAAGGGGGCGCCGAACGGGUGCUCGUACAGGGCGAAAGUUUACCCAAGGCUUAACUUUGGCGCCCUUAUAAAGUAUGAUCAUUACAGGAAAAAAAACAGUUAUUCGUUAAUGAGUUUAUUAGCUACGUUGUUUUGUUAAAACAAACAGUAUGAACGAUUACCAAAUAACGAUUUUUCUCCUUUAAAGAUUAUAAUUAUAAAGGGCGCCAAAGUUAAGCUUGCACAGGGCGUCAGCAACCGUCGGGCCGGCCCUGCAACCGGGCGCCAGUCUCAGUGGGCGCAAAUAUAGUAAAUUAUAAUUAAAUGAUGUAUAAUUCCCAUAUAAUUUAUUAUUUAAUGAUGGAAUUGGGGGGGGGGGGAGCAUUUUAAAGCGUUGCAUUUGGGCUUAGCUUUUCCUCGGCAUGGACCUGCAGCUUGGCACCAAUUAGCUCAGUGUUGGAACCCCUACGGGGCUCUAUCUCCGUAUUAUUCUGCCUGCGUUUACUCAUCUAUAGCUCUAACCAUAAAGGAUGUAGCCGCAAGCCAUCGCAGGCCUAAUGUAUUGUUAACAUUUUCUUUCUCUGUGUCGUGUCGACCUCCGAGGCGGACUCGUCCCGUCCACUCUAAUGUGAGUGUACACUGUAGUUAGUGUCUGGUAUGACUUGGGUCUGACCUCAAGCCUACGAGUAUGUCUGGUUGACCGUGCCACCGUGUCGCAAGAAGUGUCGACACUGAACAUGGUAUACAUUCUUGCGGCUUGGGUUUCACAAAACCCUGUGGAGUAUUAACUUGUAAAUAAACCCAGGGUGCUUUUCAGAGAACGAGGAUUUGCUUUGUUUGUGUCUUUACUGAAAUUCAAUAAAUUCCCCAAUAGGUGUGCCAAGGUGUGGAUUAUCUCCACAGUCGCUGGAUCUGUCACAGAGACUUAAAGUGUGAAAACAUUUUACUAAGGCGAGACAUGACAGCAACUUUGUCUGAUUUCGGAUUCUCCAGAACUAUACAUGACCAAAGAUUUCUGAGCAGGUAUUUACUUAAUCAUUUUUUUUUUUUUUUUUUUUUUUUUAAUUUUUUUUUUUUUUUUUUUUUUUUUUUUUUUGAAUGUGUGUUUGUGUUUUAUGUUCAAAUUCCAUUGUAAAAUAAUUAUAAGUACAUGUCUAUCAUUUAUACAUUGACAGUAAUUGACCCAUUAAAAAUAAAUAAACAUUAGUUAGUCAUAAUAUUAUUAAUAAAUUUAGGCAGUUCUGUUGAAAUAAAUUACAUUCUUAAAAUAGUUUUUUUUAAAAUAAAAUUAUUAUUAUUGUUUGUAGUUUUCUACAAUAGUGUUUGUUUCGUAGGGGAGAGCCGGAUCGGUUGUCUCACACUUUUUACAUUUUUUUGUCCACCAUCAAUUUAGUUUAUAUUUAAAUGAAGUAAAAUUUUUACCUAGUGGUAGUUAAGUCAUUUACGGUUAAUAUGGUACGAGUUGAAUUAGAUAUAGGAUACUAUUUUUGAGAUAUUGCUGUGUCUACAAGGUCUCCAGCAUGUGACAUGAGCCCCACCCACGGGGCUGUUUGUCAAAUGGCGUUGUGUAGGUUGUCACUUAGUGUUGGGUAGGUUGUCACAUAGUGUUGGGGUAGGUUGUCAUAAAGUGUUGGGUAGUUUGUCACAUCAUGUUUUCAUGUGCAUUUAGACAAAGUAAUUAGCCGAUAAUCUGCGCUGAUUGGUUUACUUAUCUGAAAUAUAUUAUGUCUAAAGUGUAGCAUCUAGACUAAGUUUAGGCUAAACAUAUAAAGAUAACUUUAAUUACUUUCAGUAUUAUUGUCGUUGUGAAUUAGGUUAUCUAAAAGAGCUUAAUUGACGGUCCCUCACUGACUAGUUCCCGGCUUCACUCAAUAGAAUGAUCAAACUCAUUUCUGUAUUUUACAUUCUAAAGAAAUCUAGGGCAUUUUAUACUUUUUGGACUCAUAAGGUACAGAAAAUGUACAUUUUUUGACAACCUAUGACUUUUUCAGCAAUGAGUUAGAACAUUUAAAUUGCUUGUACAGACAGUAAUGCAUAGAAUAGACUAAGGCUGUAAUGCAUAGAAUACACUUAGUAAUGCAUAGAACAGACUCAGACUCUAACGUAUAUAACAGAUUUAGAAUGUAAUGCAUAGAACAAACUUAAACAGAAAUGCAUAGAACCGACUUAGAAAGUAAUGCAUAGAGCAGACUUAGAAAGUAGUGGAUAAAACAUAAUACUUUUUUUCGGGGUUUAACUUUGAUUGGAAACCAACAUCUAUUCAUCCAAUAGUGGGACUAAGGACAAUUUUAGAAAAUACACAGAUUAAAUGAGUGAAAACUAAAAAUAAAAAUCGAACAACCUAGUCUUAUGUAAUUAUCAUAAUGUUUAAUGAAAUAGUUGCUUAAGAGAAGGAAUAUUUUGUACCAAGAAUUUUCUAAAAGUUAUAUUCUAAAUUAUAUUUGAAAGGAUUUGCAUAUUACACCAUGACACCCAGUCCCCAGAAAGUUUGAGACACGCUACCUCAUCAUGAAUAACUUGCCGUUGAAUUGAUUUUACACUGAAACGUGCAAGUUUAAGAAAAUAUCUUUAUAGGUUUUAAAUCUAAAAUAAAUAAUACAACUACUGACGUGAUAAAAUAAAUAUAAUUUAUAGCUUAAACUUUAAUAAAAGAAAAAAAGAUCAUAGUAGGAGAAAAUUUACUUAUCAUUUCAAAACAGAAAAAUCUCAAAAUCUAUUUUUUACACGUUCAAACCAUUUGAAAUGAAGUAUGAUACUAUUUAGUUGUGCCUUUUAGCACCGGAUUUAAAUAGGUCGCAUUUUAUCUGGUCUUUACAAUAUAAGCGAUGAGACAACCAGCCCCCUCCUUUUUUGCGAAAAUCAUUGGUCCACAGUUUAAAAAUAUGAUAUGAAGUCCUUCAAUGCAAAAAUUUUGAAGAAAAUAUUUUUAUAGGUGAUGUGAUCAUGAUGAUUUGUUUUAUGGUUGCGGAUUGCUAAAAACCUUUAACCAAUGAAAUCCUAUUGACGCUAACUUCUCCACAGCACGUAUUGCGGCAGCGCUGCUUAUGCUUCUCCUGAACUCUUGCGUGGUAAACCCUACAAGCCUCUGCAGAGCGACAUCUGGAGUCUCGGCUGCAUACUAUUUAUAAUGGUCACCGGCCAGAUGCCUUUCUAUGAUAAAAACACGAAAAAGGCGAGCUAUGCGUGAUCUACGUCUUUGGCUUACACAAUGUUAAUGAGUAUUUAUUUUUAACAUCCCUUAUAAGUGCCACGCUGAAUUUUAGAAAAAAUAAAUAAAAAUAACAUGGGUAGGCUUGUAAAUUUUGUUUUUAACUUUACGUGGCGCCUUGAAAUAGUACCCCCCCCCCCCAAUCCAACUUUCCCAAACAGUGAGAUUACCUUACCGUAGUUUGGAGACCAGUGAUCCAGAUAAUUUUGUCACACAUCUGUUUAACAAACAAAUGUCUCUAGUAUUGUUUGAUGUGAAGUCUUUUGUCACAGCCAUGCUACUUUAUUGUGUUAUAUUGUUCAACUUACAUAAUGGCGUAUCAGUUUUUACCAGUGAAGAAAUAAAAUAAAUAGACGCUUCUCAUUUUUCUAUUAAAGGAUAUUGUAAAACUUGAAGCGUUCCCAUUAACAUUUUAAUAAACGACGUGGAAUGCUUCUCACUGACUCGAAGAACGAGAUUUUAAUGUUUGCCUGCAAUUAAAAAAAAUAUAUAUACAAACAAACAAAAAAGCACAACCAUUAAAGUUAUUUAAAGAGUUCAGUACAGAUCGUUCAAAAAAGGAAUCAUUAUAUAAUUUCAUUACAACGGAAGACCCAAAGAAAUCUGACAGAGAAACAAAUAUAGAGAGAGGCCAAUGUUGAAUAGAAAGCUGAUCCCGGAGACAGCUCCCACAGAUACAGGCAAUGUACGGACGUGCUGAAUAUUCACUGUUGUUUCCAACGCCCGAAUAAGAUCUCUUUGGACAGCGGUCCUCAAUCUAAGGGUCACGGCCCCUUUGUGGGGUCGAACGACACUUACAGGGGGGUCACUUAAGACAGUAGGAAAACACAUAUUUUUUGAAGUAGCUACGAAAAUAAUGUUAUGGUCGGGGGUCACCGCAACAUGAGGAAUUGUAUUUAAGGGACGCGGUAUUAGGAAGGUUGAGACACACUGUCUUAUAUUUUUAUAUUUCUGUUUUCGCAGAUGAUGUACCGGCAGCUGAAAGGAAAGGUCAACUUUCCAGAAAACCGAAACAUUUCCCUCGGCUGCAAGCAUCUAAUAACCAGCACCCUAGAGCCCAACAGCGAUCUCAGAUACAACAUCAAAGACAUUCUAUCGCACUCAUGGGUCCAGCUCUACAUUGAUGUGACACGUGUAUCGGCGGUCAGCUGCUC